AAAUUUACCUGACUGAAAAAAUGGAGAGAAAUACACGUCAAAACCCCACAAGGGGUGCCUCUAAUCUACGCACCAAGACAACACAUGAAGAUCUUCACAAUUUGCUGAAAAGACUUCAGAAAAUAAUGGAUAAACUUGGAUAUGGAUCAUCUAGAGAGAGAGCUAGAGGAAGGCAUGCAAGAUAUCAGGCUGCUCUUGCCUCUACACCUUCUCAAAAAGGAACGACAAAAAUACAAAAAAGUUAUGAACAUUACAAUGUUCCUGUUUUUAAUACCUAUGAAGAAUUUCAUAAGAUAGUUCUUCAGUCAUUUGAAAAUAUUUCAAUUGUACUGGACAUACACGGAAAAGUUGUUUUCGUAUCCCAGAAUGUGUCACCUCUUCUUGGCUACUGUCCAGAAGAUAUUAUGGGGAAGAGUCUAUUAAGUCUUGUUCUUGAUGAACAAAAGGAUGAAGUAUCUGAGAAGAUCAUUCUUAACUUUCCAUUGUCAGAUAAAGUGGGAAGCCUUAUUGAAUUUUGCUGUUAUAUAAGAAAAGGAAAUGUAGGUUGGAGUGUCCGGGGCAGACGUCGUAAAAGGACCACAUGUCAGGGGAGAGGUACAUAUGACUAUGUGAAAUUCCUGUUGCACCUACAGGAUGCUUAUGAUGAGUCAUUCGUAUUUUUCGGAAAUUAUGGUCCUAAUAGCAGAAACAUUUGGUCUUCUGCUCCAAGGCUGUUAUGGGAACAACAGUACUAUCUUGUAGGAAACAUUUCUGUUCUUCGUAUACCGGAUAAGUCAGUACAACCUGUUAAGGUUCAAACAAAAGUUAUAGUUAUUGAAUCGGAUGAUGAUGAUACUGUACACUGCAGGCUUGCAAAACGACGCCGAAGGGACAAAAUGCAAAGACAUGCUCAGGGAGCAAUUGGGAGUGCGGAGGAGCAUCCUGAAUCAGGCACAGAUGUUGAGAUUGUAGAUGUUCAACCAGUCACUGGGCAAAUGCCAUUUGAAUUAAAUCCGGUUACGACAUUUUCUCGCUCAAGCACAAGCACAGAUAUAAGUGCAAACACAAGCGUAAGCAUCCGUGUGAGAUCAAGCACAAGUCCUUCAUCUACAGAUAUUUCAUCAUCAUCACCAGUAUCAAGCAGUGGCAAGGGGUAUGUGAUAGAUCCAAAAAACAUGCUAGAGCCCCAGGACAUGGAAUUUGAAGUUCCUCCAGAAUUCCUCCUGGAUGAUAGCGAAGAAGAGGCCUCUCCAGAACAAGGAGACUGCACUGAAGAGGAUGUAAAGAAACCCUUGGAAGAGACAAAGGUCUCCAAUCCUAAAGAACAUGUAAUUGAUGAAGGUUCUGCAAUUCUUGCUAUCUCUUCAGAUGACGAAUCCUGUAUAAUAAUAGAAGAUACUGGAGACAAGAAAGACCCUGAGAUCAAAGAAGUAGUUACGGCCCAAGUACAAGGACAUCAAAAGGCACCUGAGGCUGUCCCAUUAUGUGGAAUCACACCAUUCCAGGCUGUGCGCCCAGAGGCUGUGGUGGAACCCAUGGUAAGCAGAGAUUUGUGGGCCCAUGAAGCUGAGCAAAGAGAGAACAAGGCAGACUUUCUGCUCCCUGGACAAGAUCAUGCUGGUUACUCUCAGGCUGAAGAGGACACCAAUCCUCACCCAUGAAGAGAAGAUGAGGCUGAAGACAGACCUCCAUGGUCUGUGUGGGAAAGGGACAUGCAACAUGGUCAUAGUCCCUUGAUGGGAGAGGGUGGGUGGGUUAUAUUUCUUUACUUGCAAAUUAGGUUUGUAGUUAUUAUUAAGCAUAGGCAGUUUAUUGGAGAUAGUGCUGUAGAUGUAGACUGUUACGUCCAGGUUGGUGUGAGAUAAAAAGUAUUCCCUGACCCCUGCUUGCCAAACACUACUUUGUGUAUAUGUAUAUCCAUAUGUGCUUUUAUUGUGGCAAGCUGACUUUAUAGGGCAGAAUGUCAGGGCCCUAUAUAUUUUUCUUGUCAAAGUUAAAAAUACCACAGAACUGUGCAAUGCAGGGGAAAGUGUUGUUCUAUCUAUCAUGCCCUUUUCCCAAAUUCUGGGGCUUUGUUUUUUGAUUUAUUUCUACCUCUCUUAUGUAGUCCCAGGAUACUUCAUAACCUAUGUUAAAUGGGUAUCCAAUGUGAGAAACUAAUAUCUGUUCAAAAUAGUGUACAUCUUUACUUAAUAAACACUAUGCUUUAUUUCAA
Molecule: messenger RNA, 2194 nt
Organism: Mastomys coucha (southern multimammate mouse)
Lineage: Eukaryota; Metazoa; Chordata; Mammalia; Rodentia; Muridae
Gene: Pasd1
Product: PAS domain containing repressor 1
Exons: 13
Coding region: 21-1640 (539 amino acids)
Biological process (GO): circadian regulation of gene expression; negative regulation of DNA-templated transcription; regulation of transcription by RNA polymerase II
Cellular component (GO): CLOCK-BMAL transcription complex
Molecular function (GO): DNA-binding transcription factor activity, RNA polymerase II-specific
Source: RefSeq, a predicted model, not a curated record